This is a messenger RNA of Solea solea (common sole), 1683 nucleotides long. It is a transcript of the gene rad9a, whose product is annotated as RAD9 checkpoint clamp component A. Gene Ontology annotation, biological process: DNA repair; cellular response to ionizing radiation; mitotic intra-S DNA damage checkpoint signaling. Lineage: Eukaryota; Metazoa; Chordata; Actinopteri; Pleuronectiformes; Soleidae. Gene Ontology annotation, cellular component: checkpoint clamp complex. The transcript has 12 exons. Bases 228 to 1400 code for a protein of 390 amino acids. The record is from RefSeq and is a predicted model, not a curated record.
GGAAGCCGACUAUGGCGGCGCAAACAACACUCGGUCGGAGCAAAAUACUGCGUAGUCAAGGUUGAAAAUAAAAUAAAACUUUAACCAAAAUGCAGUAUGUAUUCAGAAUUUGGAGGAUUUAAACUCGGUGUGAAAACUACUAUGCACGCCCAGGUUCCUGUUGUUCCGACGUUCAGGUGUUAAACUCGGCUAACUUUUAGCCGAGUUUGCUAACUUACUUUGCAGUCAUGGACUGUGUCGUGACGGGAGGAAACGUUAAAGUGUUGGCCAAAGCCAUCCACUCCCUGUCCAGGAUCGGUGAUGAGCUGUAUGUGGAGCCUCAGGAUGAUGCUCUGGCUCUGCGGUCUGUGAACUCAUCUCGGUCCGCUUAUGGUUGUUUCCUGUUCGCACCACUCUUCUUCAGCAGGUACACAGUCCCCAGUGAGAAUGAUUUCCGCUGCAAGAUGGCAAUAAAGAGUGUGCAGGCUGUGUUCAGGUCUCUGGCGUCUCUUGAGAAGACUGUGGAGAAGUGUCAUAUUGAGCUGGACAUGAAGAAGAACCGCCUCACCUUCACGCUGCACUGCAAACAUGGUCUCCUGAAGACACACAACCUGUCUUUCCAGGACAGUGAAAGUUUACAGGCAGUCUUUGAUAAGGACAGUUGUGCCAAUGUUUUCAGGGCCCAGCCCAGGCUGCUGGUGGACACAGUUAUGCAUUUUCCCCCAUCUCUGGAAGAAGUAACUGUUUCAGUGAAUGAUGAGCGAAUGUGGUUCAGGAAUCAUGUGGAUGAAGAAACAGAGUUGUCCAAGGCCAUGCUGACAGAGCUUUGUCUAGCAUCAGACGAGUUUGACCAAUUCUCGGUUCAAGCUCAGAGCAGCGUCACAUUUUGUCUGAAGGAGCUACGGGGUUUGUUGGUGUUUGCUGAGUCAACUGGUCUCCCUAUUUCUAUGUACUUUGACGAGCCAGGAAGCCCUGUGGUGCUUUCAGUAACAGACAGUGUCUUGGAGGGGAACUUUGUGCUGGCCACGCUUUCUGAUGAUCCCAACCACCAUAAAAACAAUACAAGACGAGCACAAACACCACCUUCCGCUCCUCCUGAUUUUGAGAAUGAUGACAUUGAUUCCUAUCUCAUCGCCAUGGAUACCAGUAUUGUACCAGGUCCCUCGGCUACGGGUCCACCCACACCCCAUUUAGCUGAAUCUACAUAUUCAAAACAACCUGCUGCAGCAAAACAUAGCACAAAUAUACACAGUGAAGAGGAAGAGGAGGAAGAAGACGAAAUGGCUGAUUCAGACAGACCACCUAAUAAGAAGUUCUGCUCCUUGUUCUUUGGAUCCGUGCUUCCCCCAUCUUCUCAGAUGAGUACUCAGCCAUUGACAAACCAGGAAGUGCUGGCCAGCGACAGUGAGGAGGACACUUAGGGCAGAGUGACAGUGGACUGAUGGGAUAGGAGCUUAAAGAGUGGGUAGAUAAGUGUCCACUUUUAUCUCCAUGAGAAACCAUGAGACCUGGACUACUUGUAAAACAUGAAGAAAUGGACAUCUUGAACUUUUCAUUUUCAUCAUUACUGGCUUGUACAAGUGUUUUUGUUUUUACCUGGAAAAAACUGCGGCGAUGACGUCAGUGCAGAUUUCUGUAUUUCAUCUUUUUUAUUGGAUUAUUUUGGUUAUGAUUGAAUACUGGGAUAAUGUAAAACUAAACACA